CUGGACCAAGUCAGCCACUGGCCAGUACGUGGAUGCCUGAGGGGUAGUGGGUGUGAGCAGCUCUUUAGGAGAGUCAGGAAGAGGAGGAGCUGGGGAGAGGUAAACUGUGGGCUUCACCCACAAGCUGCUGUACAGACCAUAGCCUCUCUGGGACCUGUGGUCUAGAAGAUAGGAGAAAGGGUGAGCAGGCCAGACGACCCAGCCUAGCCAGACUUUGAAAGCCGCAGAGGCACCAUGAGUACCGAGGAGGACACCAAAUGGCUUCAGUGGGUGACGCACCAGUUUGAGACCAUUGCGGGGGAAGACCGGGAAAUCAACCUACAAGAAUUCAAAGCAGCUCUCAAUGUGAAAGAGCCCUUCUUUGCCGAGAGGUUCUUCACUCUGUUUGACUCGGAUGGAAGUGGCACCAUCACCCUCCAGGAGCUGCUGGAGGCGCUGACCCUGCUCAUCCACGGCAACCCCAUGGACAAACUCAAAUUCCUCUUCCAGGUGUACGAUGUCGACGGCAGCGAGUCCAUCGACGUGGAUGAGCUGCGCACCGUGCUGCAGUCAUGCAUGCGCGAGAGCGCCAUCUCGCUGCCGGACGAGAAGCUGAACCAGCUGACGCUGGCGCUCUUCGAGUCCGCCGACAAAGACUGCAACGGCGCCAUCACCUUCGACGAGCUCCGGGACGAACUGCAGCGCUUCCCCGGGGUCAUGGAGAACCUGACCAUCAGCGCCGCCCACUGGCUGACGCCCCCCGCAGCCCAGCCGCGCCGGCGGCGUCCCCGCCUUCUGACCUCCGCCUACUGGCACAACCACCGCAGCCACCUCCUCUGCCUGACCGCCUACGCGGUCCUCCACGUGUUGCUCUUCGCGCUGGCAGCCAGCGAGCACCGGGCCCGCGGCCCCAGCGUCAUGGUGGCCAAGGGCUGCGGCCAGUGCCUCAACUUCGACUGCAGCUUCAUCGCGGUGCUGAUGCUGAGGCGGUGCCUGACAUGGCUGCGGGCUACCUGGCUGGCUCAGGUCCUGCCACUGGACCGGAACAUCCAGUUCCACCAGCUUAUGGGCUACGUGGUGGUUGUGCUCUCCCUGGUGCACACUGUGGCUCACGUUGUGAACUUCGCGCUUCAGGCUCAGUCCGAGGACAGCCCCUUCCGGUUCUGGGAGCUGCUGCUCACCACCAGGCCUGGCAUUGGCUGGGUCUAUGGCUCAGCCUCCCCGACCGGUGUGGCUCUGUUGCUGCUGCUGGUCCUCAUGUUUGCCUGCUCCAGCUCCUGCAUCCGGAGGAGUGGCCACUUUGAGGUGUUCUACUGGACCCAUCUGUCUUACCUCCCCAUGUGGAUUCUGCUCAUUUUGCACGGGCCCAACUUCUGGAAGUGGCUGCUGGUCCCUGGCAUCCUGUUCUUCCUGGAGAAGAUCAUUGGGCUAGCAAUAUCCCAUAUGGGAGCCCUUUGCAUCGUGGAAGUCAAUCUCCUUCCCUCCAAGGUCACCCAUCUCCUCAUUGAGAGGCCCCCUCUCUUCCACUACAGGCCAGGCGACUACUUGUACCUGAACGUCCCCAGCAUCGCACGCUACGAGUGGCAUCCUUUCACCAUCAGCAGCGCUCCAGAGCAGAAAGACACCAUCUGGCUACAUGUCCGGUCCGAAGGCCAGUGGACAAACAGGCUAUAUGAAUCGUUCAAGAUGUUGUGCCCCAUGGACUGUGGCUCUAGACAGCUGUCAAGGAGUCUGAGGAGGAGAAGGAGCCAGAGGGAGCCCCAGAGCUUGCCCAGCCAGCCCAUGCAUUCGGGAACCUCGGCACAGGGAGCAGUGGCCUUCAGCAGGGACGUCACUGUGGAGCUGACCUCCUACAUGCCCAAGGGAACUCCACAGCAGGGAGACAAAGGCCUGGUAGGCACAGGGACCGAGGAAGGGGCUCCAGCCCAGCGGGGAGCCCCAGCCCAUCUGGGCCCAGUCUCUGAGAUGUCCUCUGAGAACCACCUGUUUUGUAACAUCAAGUGCUACAUCAGCGGCCCCUACGGAACCCCCACCCGCAGGAUCUUUGCCUCUGAGCAUGCGGUACUCAUCGGGGCAGGCAUCGGCAUCACCCCUUUUGCCUCUAUCCUACAGAGCAUCAUGUACCGGCACCAGAAGAGGAAGCACAUUUGCCCCAGCUGCCAGCACUCCUGGAUGGAUAGCAUCCAGGAUGAGGACCUGAAGCUCCGCAAGGUGGACUUCAUCUGGAUCAACCGAGACCAGCGGUCUUUUGAGUGGUUUGUGAGCUUGCUGACCAAGCUGGAGAUGGACCAGGCCCAGAUGACCCAAGAGGACCCCUUCCUGGAGCUGCACAUGUAUAUGACCUCUGCACUGGGCAAGAAUGACAUGAAGGCCAUUGGCCUGCAGAUGGCCCUCGACCUCCUGGCCAAGAAGGAGAAGAAGGACUCCAUCACAGGCCUCCAGACACGCACCCAGCCUGGGCGGCCCGACUGGAACAAGGUGUUCCAGAAGGUGGAUGCUGCGAAGAAGGGCAAGGUGCAGGUCUUCUUCUGUGGCUCCCCAGCCCUGGCCAAGGUGCUCAAGGGCCACUGUGAGCAGUUCAGCUUCAAAUUCUUCCAGGAGAACUUUUAGCCUCAUCUCUCCCAGUUCUGCCCAACCCACACUGCCAGCCAGCUUGACCAUAUUGCUCUCAUGCCCCACCGAGACCAGCCUCAGAGGACCCACUUUGUCCCACUCCACCCCCAGAGCAGGAGCGCCCAGGGGCAGAUGGACUUCCUUCAAGACCCCGGGAAAAGUGCGGUGCAUUCUGGGAUUGCUGAGAAACUGACCAAGUCAGAGGCCAGCGGCUCCAGAAAGAAGUGCAGAGGGGGCUUCCCAGGCCACUGCCCCUCCAAAAGUCCUAUGAGGGAGGCUUCCCCUACAACAGUGGUCCCACACCUGCUUAAUCACAACAAUCAUUCGGGAUUUUAUCCCGACAUUUUUUAAUGAAAAUUUUCAAACAUAAAGAUAACUAAAAGAAUUGUACAGUGGACAGUUA
This is a messenger RNA of Lontra canadensis (Northern American river otter), 2995 nucleotides long. RefSeq names its product NADPH oxidase 5 (gene NOX5). The transcript has 17 exons. Lineage: Eukaryota; Metazoa; Chordata; Mammalia; Carnivora; Mustelidae. The record is from RefSeq and is a predicted model, not a curated record. Gene Ontology annotation, cellular component: plasma membrane; NADPH oxidase complex. Gene Ontology annotation, molecular function: superoxide-generating NAD(P)H oxidase activity; calcium ion binding. Bases 235 to 2589 code for a protein of 784 amino acids. Gene Ontology annotation, biological process: superoxide anion generation; defense response.